CAAAUAGUUUAAGCUUGAACAACGUGUUAACGGUGAAAUGCGUGUUAAACGUGCAAAAUUUUUAACAAUAACGUGUUAAAAACUCGUAGAUUUUUUUUUACCUAAAGUAUCUAAAAGAUACUCCAAGUGUGAAUACGAAAUACAUCUAGUACAUCUAUCUACCUAUCCACAAUAUACAUAUUUAUAAUUUUUGAUUAAGAAUAAUAACGAUUUAUCUUUUGAUCAAUAAAGUAAAAAAAGAAACUUAAUGUAUAGUAACAAUUCUAAGAAAUUUGUAAAUAAUAACAAUCAUAAAAUUAAAACGAAUAAAUAAGUAAAAAAAAAGAGUGGAAAAAAAGUAAAUUAAAUAAAACAAAAGAAACCGGUAAAUAUGUAUCUACAAUUACCCAAUAUGGUGUUAAGAAAAUCAAGAUGAACAAAAACAUCAACAACAACAAAAGUAAUAACGAUCAAGAAAUAAGAAAAAAAAACAUACAAAUAAAUUAAAUUUCCUUUAAAGAGUAACAAGAAUUUAAUGAUUUUCAAAUUGCUUGUUAAAACGUGGAAAAAAACGUAAGAAAUAACAAAAAAAAAAUAAAGAAAACAACCAGCAAGUAGCCAUGGUAAACACACAAACUAAAUGCAGCCACCGCUAAAAAAGAUACAGAUACAGCAGCAUCAAACUAAAGCCAACAGCAACAAAACAAACAUGACAAUUGUCAACAGCAACAAAUGUAAUGACACCAACAACAGAGGCAAUGAUCUCUUAACAGCCAACAACAAAAUGUAACAAUUCAGUUAAAUCUAAAAAACCAACAACAACAACAACAAAAGUAAAUGAUUCACAUUUUUUUAUUUUUGUAAAUAAGAGAGAAAGAAACAAAUUAAAACGAAAUGAAAAAAAUCCUUUUUAAAAAAGCCGCCUUUACAGAAAAACAACAAAUAAGAAAAAAAGUGUUAAAUUAAAAAAUAAAUAAAGUUUGUAAACUUAAGAAAAAAAUACAUAUAUAAAUAAAUAUUUAACAAAAAAUAUAACAAAAAAAUAAAUAAAGAAGAGAAGAGAAUUCCUCACAUAAAACAAAAGAUUACAAAACCAUUAAAAAACCACACGAAACAAAACACGGCUAAAAUAAAAUUUUAAAAAAAGUAACAUAUUCAAGUUCAAAGUACGAAAUAAAAUUCAGUUUUUAAGUGUUUUUUUGUUUUGUUUUCGCACUUUUUAUAUUAAACCCUCGAUUUAACUUGAAACAAACAACGAAACAUCUUUCCGAUCAGCGUUAUUAUCAUCAUCAUCAUUAUCCAGCCAACCAGUGGCUGUUCCUUUUUGUUCAUUUUCUCGUCUUUGGUUAACCACCAGUUGCUACAUGGAUCUUUGGCGUUUAAAACAAAACUUCAACUACCUUAACAAUUUUAUUGGAUUUUAUUUUUUUAACAACAUCUUCAGCGGCAGCAUCUUUGCAAACAUUCACCAGUGUCUUCUCCCUAAUAGAAUUAUCGCCUCGAUUUGCAAUAAAAAUUUUCAUCAGCCGUGGAGCAUUGAAAUAUUUGAACGUGCCUUAUUAUGUCCACAGCAAAGGAUAAAAUAAAUUUUCAAAAUACUUGGAGUUGUAAUAAAACAACUGGUCGCCGUUCUGGAAGUGGGUAUAGCUGCAGUUUUUUAGAUUUGCAAUCUAUACGCCGUUUAUUGGAACAUGAUACCAGCGGUUCGGUUUGCCCCAGUUGUCGCAUUUCAUUCGACAAAGGUAAACGACGAAAACUGAUCGAUACUUGUGGUCAUGAACGUUGCUAUUCCUGUAUGUUCCGCAACGAUCAGUGUCCGAUGUGCAUGAAUAGUUCGCUAAAAGAUGUCGAUUGCAGCAAUGCCCAAGGCUAUGACACGGGCAUUGGUGGUUCAACAUCAACGAUUGUAAGCCCUCUGGGCUCACCACAGCCUCAGUUGAGAUCACAAGUGCAACGUACAAAUGCAGCCGCUUUGGCUAGAUACAUGCAGCAUAACCGGCAGGAGUCUAUAUCACCUGAAUAUCAUCGUUAUGCCAGUAAUGGUAAAUUACCCAAGGCUGGUAUUGCUGCAACCAUCAACAACAACAAUCAUACAGGCAACUCUACAACAGCGGCAGCAACCACAAAAGCUGGACUACAACAACAUACCGUUACAGUGGAUAUUCACAAUAACAACGGCAUCAUCAGCCAUGGCCAUAAUAACAACGGUACAUCAUCAUCAUCGUCCAUCAUUUCAACGAACAAUGGCCACAGAAACAACAAUCAUAGCAACACAACAACCACUUCAUCUACUAACAAUAAUGGCCACCAUCAUCAUCAUCUGCAUCAUGCUACAAAUGGUGGUAGUAAUGGCGGUGGUGGUGCUGCGGCUGCAGCCACAUCUAAUAACUAUAGCGAAAUUCAUGCUUCAUCAUUUGCCACACCACCGACACGUCGUCGUUUUUUCAAUCAUAAAAAUUUGCGCAACGCUUUAACCGGUGUCAGUGGUGUUGUUGCCGGUCAUCGUCGUACCGCUUCGAAUGGUGGUGGUUGUCCCAUUGAUACAGCCUCGAUAUUAUCAGAAGGCAAAGAAACGAAUGCAUUAAAUACAUCAACCUGUUCGGACUCGGCAGUAACACGUCGCAGACGCAAGAAUGUCAGUAACAAAUUAACGUCAUCAUCAUCGGAGUCGACAACAGGCAGUGAAAAUCGUUUAAAUCGUCUAAGUUUGGCUGGCACUUCUGUCUAUGCUGGUCAUUUGUCAUCGUUAGUUUUGGGCAAAAUAAAAUCGCUGUGGAGUGUAAAUUCAAAUUCAGCGGAUGGCGGCUUAAAUCAAUUUACAGGAAGCGAUCAUUUGGGCAACGAUCAUUGCAUCUCGGCGGCUGAGAAACAAAAAGAUCAAUUGAGAGCUCGUUUGGGUUUGUUAUUGGAUCACGAUCAAAAUGGCAACACCAACACUACCACCAGCAGCAGUUCUUCACAAAAUAUCAGCCCCGAACAAACAUUAGCCACUGGCAGCUCGGGUCUUUCGGUGGAUCAUUUUGGUGGCAGUCAACUGUCGGUGGCCACUAAAGACGAUACUUAUAGUUUAUGCGGCAAAUUAAAAGCCUGCUCUCUAACCGAUAGCAACGGCUAUGAAGUAUUUCCGGUAAAGGCACGCAAAUCAGUGGCCAGAAGAUCGGCCCGUUCGGCACAGUUGGGUGUGAACAAUAAACGCAAUGCUAUUUAUAAAUCUUCAUCCUCAUCUGUACAACCUGCCAUUCAGUUAGCAUUGAAACCUUUGUUCUUUGAAGUUCCCCUACAAGAACCAGAUCCACCAUUUAUUGGACGCCAGUGGCUGAUUCGAGAACUCUCGAAUACCUUAACUGCUACAGAGACGCCAGGUGUAUUGAUAAAUGGAAAUCCGGGUACUGGAAAGACAGCAUUUAUUUUACAACUCGUAGAGUAUUCCUGUUUCGGAAGACGCAAAAAUACCAACGACAGUGAACCAGAUGGUAUCUACUACCAAAUCAGUACAGCUAGCGAUCGCAUGAGAGCCUUGGCCUCCUAUGUUGUGGGCUAUCAUUUCUGUCAAGCCGAUGCCAAUCUAACAUGUUUAGUACCCGAUUUUGUACAUUCUCUUGCCGCCCAAUUAUGUCAGGCUCCCCAGUUGGCCGCCUACAGGGACUAUCUUCUCAACGAACCUCAUCUACAAGACAUUUUGAGUGUUAAAGAGUGUAUAGCCGAUGCUGAGCGCGUUAUGCGUAUGGCCAUUUUAGAACCCCUAACAAUUCUAAAGAAAUCCGGUAAAAUACCCACCAAAACAUGUGUGAUCUUAGUGGAUGCAUUGUGUGAGGCAGAAUAUCAUCGUCCCGAUCAUGGUCAUACUAUUGCCACAUUUCUUGCCAAAAUGACUCAAUACUUUCCCUCCUGGUUGAAAGUGGUGGCCACUGUGAGAACCCAAAUGUUGGAGUUUGUCAAGGGUUUGUCAUAUACGAAAAUGACCCUGGAUAGUUGGGCUUCGAAUGAUCUUUUACAGAAGGAUAUGCUGGACUACAUUACGUUCCGCGUUAACAACAGUACGGGUAUACAAAAGAAUGUGGCAGUGAUUAAGGACCACAAUACAGGUCAAUUGAAAUUCAUUGGUCAUCUACAGUCUUUAACCAAGGGCUCCAUGUUGUAUGCCAAACUUAUUUUAGAUCUAAUCGAGAAAGGACAAUUGGUAAUCAAGUCGACCAGUUAUAAGGUGUUGCCGGUUUCUUUGGCUCAGAUAUUUUUGCUGCAUUUCAAUUUACGUUUCCCCACCUCGUGCAGUUUUGAAAAGGCUGCACCCAUUUUGAAUGUAUGUUUGGCAGCGCUGUAUCCUCUGACUCUAAAUGAGAUCUACUACACCAUCAGCGCCAUGAAAACCGACGAGGUUAUGCCCUGGGAUGAAUUUUUACAGCGAUUCAAGCUAUUAGAUGGAUUUCUUAUCAAACGUAUAGAUAACACUUAUAUGUUCUUCCAUUCCUCGUUCCGGGAGUGGUUAAUACGCCGAGAUGAGGGAGAAUCACCAAAAUUCUUAUGCGAUUUCCGUUUGGGACAUGCAGCUAUAGCAUUCCGUUUAUCACGUCUGCAGGCUCCCCUAGAUGCCGAACAAACCUUGGAGUUGGGCCAUCAUAUGCUAAAGGCUCACAUCUAUCGCAACAACCAAGGUCCCCAAUCACCCAGGGAUAUGCAGUCGUUUUGGGUUUCGUCGGUGGCAGAUAAUAUAUCGGCCGCUUUGGGCUCGCUGCGCAAUGUGUAUAGUCCAAAUUUGAAAGUUUCUCGGUUAAUUUUACUGGCCGGGGCUUCACCUCACUAUCGCACCGAAUUUAUGGGAGAUGCAACCAUAUUGUGUAUAGCAGCUCAUGAGGGUAUAGUGCCUAUGGUUAGUUUGUUAUUGGAAUUUGGUGCCGAUGUUGGUCUCACCAACAGUCAAGGUUGCACACCUUUAAUAUUAGCCGCCAUGAAAGGUCAUUGUGAUGUGGUACGUUUACUUGUAGCGGCCGGUAGUAGUUUGGGACAAUGUGAUAUCACACAAAGAUGUGCUCUAGUCCAGGCCGCCCGCAUGGGUAGAUUGAAUGUUGUCAAAUAUUUAUUGGCCUGUGAUUGGACACCUCGACCCAAUUCCACAGAUGUUACCCUGCCUGCUGCUUUACAUCAAGCUCUAAUAGCAGCUGCUUCCCAGGAUCACAUUACCAUACUGGAAGAUCUUUUGGAUAUGGAAGAUAUCGACAUCAAUGUAGUGGAACCAACUUCGGGAGACUUGGCUUUAACCUCUGCCGCACGCAAUGGCUGCCUAAAUACAGUGGAAAUAUUGUUGACACGAGGAGCCAAUAUAGAUUUACACAAUAAACAUGGUUUUACGGCUUUGGGUCUGAGUGUCAAAGAAGGUCAUUGGGCUGUGGCGGAAAAACUCUUACAAAGUGGUGCUGAUUUGGAUGAACCGGUUUCUUCGACCAGAAAAACUUCUUUGAUGAUUGCGGCUGAAGAGGGACAUUUGGAAAUAAUGGAGCUGCUAAUUGAAAGGGGAGCCAGUAUAGAAACUCAAGAUCAUGAAGGUUUUACUGCCCUUUCGUGGGCUUGUUUAAGAGGCCGACAAACAGCCGCCAAAAUACUAAUUGAUAAAGGCUGUAACAAAAAUCAUGCCGACAGUAAUGGACGUACAGCCUUAGAUUUGGCUGCCUAUCAAGGCUCUGCCAGUCUGGUGCAGUAUUUGUUGGAACAAGGCGCCAAUAUUGAACAUGUUGAUGUCAAUGGCAUGCGUCCCUUGGAUAGAGCUAUAGCUUGCCGUAACAUACAAGUUGUACAGGUGUUUUUGAGAAAAGGUGCCAAGCUGGGACCCACCACAUGGAGUAUGGCGAUGGGUAAACCCGAAAUCUUAGUGGUUUUACUUAACAAACUAUUGGAAGAUGGCAAUGUACUCUAUCGUAAGAAUCGUUUUCAAGAGGCUGCCCAUCGCUAUCAGUACGCUUUAAGGAAAAUAUCGAACUUGGAAACACUGUUGGAGAGAAGUGCUAUAUUUGCCCAGCUGCGAACAAAUCUACUGUUAAAUCUGUCUAGAUGCAAGAGAAAACUUAAUGAACUUGAAGAAUCGAUAGAUUUAGCAACUCAGGCUAUAGCACAGAAACCUAAUAGCUAUGAAGGCUAUUAUGCCAGAGCAAAAGCACGCAUGGAACAUGGAGAUCUAAACGAGGCUCUGGUCGAUGCCAACGAAGCCAUGCAAAAGGCCGCUCAAACUGGAGUCUUAAGCGAUGUAGUCGAAGUUCUAAAACGUAUACAAGCUGAGCUACUGACACGCAUAACAAAUGAGGGACGUAAUCAAACCUCUUCAUCUUCGUCUGGUUACGAAGUGUGCAGUGGUGGCGUUGGAGGUAGUGGUGGAAUGGGUGCUGCAGCUAAUUGUACCAAUGGUGCCUUAGAAUCUCAACACGAGAUAACUGAUUUGUAGAGUUCUAUAGAUUUAUGUUGUUUCUAAUUUAAAUUUUAAGAAUUAUUGAAAAGUUUAACUAAAAUAAACCAGAAUUUAUAAAUUUUAAUAUGCUCUUAUACAUAUAUUUUUUUUUUGCGCAAUUUGUAUUUAUUUUAUAUUUUGUCUUAAUUUUAAUUUAAUUUAAAUUAUAAUAAAUUAUUUUACUUGAUAAUAUGCUAUAGUUUCUUAUAAUGUUUAAUUAGUUGGAAUAAUCUUUUUUUUAAUAUUAUAUUAUUAUUAUAAUUAUAUUUAAAUUAAAAAGUUUUUCAAUAUUACAUCAUACAUCGUAAUGGAUAAGACAAAUAAUACAUUAAUUUUAUAAAAUUUUCUUUGUAUGUAUAUUUUUAGAAAAGUGCAAAAAAAUUGCAUGUAAAAAAGAAAAUAAACAAACAUUUUAAUAUUAUA
Molecule: messenger RNA, 6835 nt
Organism: Calliphora vicina (urban bluebottle blowfly)
Lineage: Eukaryota; Metazoa; Arthropoda; Insecta; Diptera; Calliphoridae
Gene: rols
Product: rolling pebbles
Exons: 8
Coding region: 1541-6409 (1622 amino acids)
Molecular function (GO): protein binding
Source: RefSeq, a predicted model, not a curated record